Pungitius pungitius (ninespine stickleback) is the source of this 2154-nucleotide messenger RNA. It is a transcript of the gene pes1, whose product is annotated as pescadillo. The coding region runs from base 152 to 1894 and encodes 580 amino acids. Gene Ontology annotation, cellular component: nucleolus; PeBoW complex. The transcript is spliced from 15 exons. The record is from RefSeq and is a predicted model, not a curated record. Gene Ontology annotation, molecular function: RNA binding. Lineage: Eukaryota; Metazoa; Chordata; Actinopteri; Perciformes; Gasterosteidae. Gene Ontology annotation, biological process: ribosome biogenesis; maturation of LSU-rRNA from tricistronic rRNA transcript (SSU-rRNA, 5.8S rRNA, LSU-rRNA).
ACAGCCCCCUGCCCUUAUGUGCGCAUGUCCCACGACACGUGCGUCUGCUUGUAUUGGACGCACCGAGGGUUGUGUUACUCUGAAAACCGCAUAACUUGUAGACUAUUAAGUUCAGCUGAGUCUGUUUGGAGAGUCAGUUUCUAUUUUUUAAAUGGGAGGUACUGUGAAGAAAAAGUAUGAGAGGGGCUCUGUCACCAACUACAUCACCAGAAACAAAGCUCGUAAGAAGUUACAGUUGAGCCUCCCGGACUUCAGGCGACUGUGCAUCCUUAAGGGCAUCUACCCUCGGGAGCCCAAAAACAAGAAAAAGGUGAACAAGGGAUCUACAGCUCCGAGGACUUUCUACCUGCUCAAAGACAUCCGCUUUCUGCUGCAUGAGCCAAUUGUUCGCAAGUUCAGAGAAUACAAGAUAUUUGUACGCAAACUGAAAAGGGCUUAUGGAAGAACAGAAUAUAGCGCUGUGGAGAGACUGAAGGAGAACAAGCCAGCCUACAAAUUGGACCACAUCGUCAAGGAAAGAUAUCCCUCCUUUAUUGAUGCUCUCCGUGACAUCGACGAUGCACUCUGCAUGUGCUUCCUCUUUUCCACCUUCGCCCGGACAGGAAAAUGCCACGUACAGACAAUCCAGCUGUGCAGACGCCUCACCGUCGAAUGGAUGAACUAUGUGAUUGCAUCCCGUUCUCUCAGAAAGGUUUUUAUCUCCAUCAAGGGAAUAUAUUACCAAGCUGAGGUGAUGGGACAGCUCAUUACAUGGCUGGUGCCAUAUCAGUUCUCCCAUGAUCACCCAACCGAUGUUGACUACAGAGUAAUGGCAACGUUCACAGAGCUGUAUACCACUCUGUUGGGCUUCGUCAACUUCAGGCUCUACCAUUCCCUCAACCUGCUCUACCCACCGAAGUUGGAUGUAAAAUCUGAGUCGGAGCUGAAGGGAGAGGAUGAUGACGACUACGCCAUGACUUCAGAGAGCUACCUCGAGAAACUGUCCUCCUUGAGUACCACCCUGGCACAGGUUGUUUCCUCCACAGAGGAAGAGGAGGCUGAACUUGACAAGUUUCCAGUCGAAGAGGAGGAUGUGGCAAAGAUCGAGGCCAGGGAAGAGGAACGGAAACAACAGGAAAUUGAGAAAAAGCUUUUUGAGGGGCUUAAGAUCUUCCUCAACAGAGAAGUGCCCCGAGAGUCGCUGGCUUUUCUCAUCAGGUGUUUCGGUGGCGAAGUGUCCUGGGACAAGUCUGUUUGCAUCGGCAGCACAUACGAUGUGACAGAUGAGACCAUCACGCAUCAAAUUGUUGACAGACCCCACAUUGACAAACAGUAUAUCAACAGGUACUACAUUCAGCCACAGUGGGUGUAUGAUUGUGUCAAUGCCAAAAUCCUUCUGCCUGUGGAAGACUACUUUCUUGGAGUGACUCUGCCGCCCCACCUCUCUCCCUUUGUGGAGGAGAAAGAUGGAGACUAUGUGCCCCCUGAGAAACUGAAGAUCAUGGCCUUGCAGCGAGGAGAAAAACCUGUCCCUGCCACUGAAGAGGAGGAGGUAGAGGAAGACGACAGUGAAGAGGAGGAAGACGACGACGAUGAUGAUGAUGAUGAUGACGACAACGAGGUUGAGGAGAAGACUCUGAAGAAGAUGGAAGAACAAAGAUCCCUUGGCAAGUCUCUGCCGGUCAAGGUGACAGCUGGUAAAGUGAAGGUAGACAACCCAGAACGCUUGGAGCAGGAGGAGAAAGCAGAAGAGAAACGUCUGGCCAUCAUGAUGAUGAAGAAAAAGGAAAAGUACCUUUACGAUAAGAUCAUGUUUGGAAAGAAGAGAAAAAUCCGAGAGGCUAACAAGCUGGCUGCCAAGAGGAAGGCCCAUGAUGACGCUGAAAAAUCAAGCAAGAAAAAGACCAGGAAAUGACUCAUCUGAUGAUGUGUUUGACAAACUGUAUUAUGUUCUUGAGGAUUACAGCUUAAUAUGUCCUAGAACCUGUAAGAGAGCUCUGCGUGCAAGUUCCAUGCAUCAUUUGCGUAGUUUCAACCUGAAAUGCAGAAUAUGUAAUUAUUAAUGUAAAAGUGACUAACUUUGUUGUUUGUAUGAACUAUUCUACAUUACACAAGAUAUUUCCUACAUUUUAUUGAAUAAUCUGUUCUUGAAACUAUUAAAGUAAAACCACAAAG